AUGUCGGAACAGUACCUAAAGGCAGGUCCUUCGCAUCUGUCGCCGAGACAGGCCCAGCCAGGCAGAUCCGCUGCAUCUUCGAGCGGCCCGAGCGCCUCCGCCUCUCAACCUCGACAAAGUCCUAAAUCUGCAGCGCUGUCAGCCAUCGCCACUCUGCCAGCCGCAGGCAAGAGCCCUCACAUCCAUCUACUCUCCUCAUCGCAGUUCAGUCCUCGGGCACCCUCGACGCUGGAGACCAGGCCCAAUCGAACCACCUCCUCAGUCAAUGGCUCGGCCGAUACCUCGGCAGAUGACAAGGCACCUCUCCAAUCACUCAUUGCCGCAGGGACGCCUCGGCUAAGUCAAGUUGCCUUCUCCAAUCAACGUCCGAGUGGUCCCAUUCCGCUCGACCUGCCUUCGCAAGCGCGCAUACGCACGACCGAGCCGUCGGCGCCUGAACAGCGCCUAGCGCAUUCGGAGCCCCGCCUCAGCACACUUGCGACGCACCAAGCUCCCCAACCCCACCAUACAGUCUCGAAGAGCCAGUCGCACGUCCUUUCCGCUGUGACACCUCGACCCGCACCCGCGGCUUCCGGCGCCAUGCCACCUUCUCAAUCCUCUCGAGAAUCGGCAAAUCCCAACACUGCCGCCCGCUCUGUCCCUUCUCAACCGUCGUCCUCUUCAUCCGCCCAUACUUCGGCAUCCGCCAACAGAUCCGAAACUCAGUCACGCGCUGGUCCUGGAACUUUGUUUCGUACGCUUCAUCCCGGCCCAUCGGCGCAGCCUUCGACCUCUCAAGCCCAUGCCCACGUUUCGCCAGCCUCGCAGUCAGCUUCUUUACAGCUGGAGACCAGCCCAGGCGGCUUGGCAGUCCUCGCACCAUCCGCUUCGUCAUCGCAAGCCACCGCUGCAGCAAACCCUGCACGUGCAUCCCAACCAAUCCGUGUGCCCGUACCAACGCCGCAACAAGCCUCUGCGACACCUCCCUCUGUCCCUCGCCCAUCGACACAGAGCACAUCGCCAAUCAAGCCGCCCACAGCGCCAACAACGCCCGCAGACGCUCUCGCCGUCGCUUCUCCGUCGACUUCGUCAGAUCGGCGCCCGUCGCAACCAAUCGUCGAGACUCCAGUGCGUGCCAAUGGCACAUCCAUUCCCAACGCAGACGCGACGCCGUCCGAGACGGCUCGGACAGCCAACACCAGCACGCUUCAUCCAGCACCAGAUCCGGCUUCGCUGCAGCAUCUCCGCGGAAGCUUCCUCACCUCCUCGACACCGCUCGAUUACGACUCGUUGUUGAAAGAGAGCGACAAGGUCACGCCCAUCCCCGUCGUCAGUUGUACCAGCUUCUCUGACGAGGAGCUGCGGGAGCUCAUCAUAGAGCAGCUCGAGAUUCAAUGCUUGCCUCUGGUCAUCUCCGAUCUGCAUCGACUCCCUGGCUGGCCCUCCGAUCUGUUCUCCCCGGCCGCCUAUCAACAAGCCAUGACCAAGCACAAGCUCGGCGACAGGUUCAUCCACGUGCGCAACCUCACCGACUCGAGCGACCGGCAACUCACCGUCGCCGAGUUCAUGCAGCAUUGCGACGACAAUCGCCAGUACAAGCCGAACGAGCAGCACAAGCUCUACGGCAAGGACUUGAGGUGCCCGUCCGAGUGGAAGGAGGCCAUCGACCAGCUUGUCCAUUCUCGCCUUCAGUACCACGGCGAGCAAGAUGCAACCGCUGCGGUCACUCCCAACGCCCGCCCAGACACGCAGAUGUGCUACUUUGGCCCGGGACAGACCUGCACGCCGUGGCAUCGAGACUUAUGCUCCAGCCUCGGUCAGAACCUCAUGGUGUGGAGCGAUGAAGGAGCCUCGGCCAUCUGGUUGAUCGCGCAUCCCGAUCGCGCCGAAGAUGUGGAUCGAUACAUCGCUUCCCGCGGCGCCGAUCCACAGUCUGAGGGGUUUGCGCCUCAUCCCCGCGAGCUCGCCGCUGACGCCGACUUUCGAAUCUUUUGCUGCGAGCAGAAGCUCGGCGACCUCGUGCUCAUUCCGUCACGAUCAACUCACAUGGUCGCCAACGUCGGUGGCCGGGCCAUGAAGGUGGCUUGGUCCAGGAUGACCGUCGAGUCGCUGCGCAGCGCCAUGCUCUACGAUCUUCCCGGAUACCAGCGCUUCUGUCGAAAGGAGAGCUACCACAUCAAGAGGCUGAUCGAAGCGAUGCUCAUCAAGCUCACCAAGCAGGUCGAGUCCGAUCUGCUUCGCUCCGACCUGGCAGUGACGCCGCUACAGACGGUCCGUGAGCUCCGCAAGCUUCUCGAGCUCUACGACGCGAUCCUCUCGGACGAGUACGUCCCCGAAUGGCGCGACAUCGAGGUCUGGGGUGGACACGAAGACUAUGUCGAGUGCGACUUCUGCGGCGCCAGCGUCCUGGGCGGCUACUUUGAAUGCGCGCUCGAGGAGACGCUCUGUGCCAUGUGCUACUGUCAAGGUCGGCUCUGCGGCUGCGCCAACGCGGCCGAAGAGAUGAAGCCGCGCCAGCACUGGCGCACCUUUGGCGAGCGUUUCGAAAUCCGCAACGCCGCGGCGCGAGCUCUCAUCACGAUCAUGCCCAGACGACCGUCAUCGUCGUCGUCAUCGGAAUCCCCCACGAUCAAGGAACAAGUCGAGGAAGCCGAGGAAGCCGAAUGGCAGCCUGUCAACGUUCUGCAAGAAAAGGAUGUUGGGAAGCAAGCCUGGCCACACAGCUUCAUGGCUGCCCACAAGCUCUACACCAUCCGUCAGACCCCGGGUUGGCGGCAGAAUGUGGCGCCCUGCAGGAUGUGCAAGGCAGUCCUCGACAUCACGCAGCGGUACUACUGCAAACCGUGCCGAUACUCGUACUGCUUCGGCUGUCUGCUUCACAAGGUCUACAUCCACCCGGUGCACGCGCUGGCCCAAAAAAACUCGGAGAUGUUUCACAAGUACCAUGCUAAGUCGAGCAAGCUCGACUACAAGGAAUGGCGGCUGGAUCCGUUAAGCUACCGCGACGAGGCGCGCUCGCACUUUGCCCUCAUUGAAGCCGCCAAGACCAAGAGCAAGUGUGUUCCCCUCAACCCUAGUUGUCGCAUUGGAUUCCUCGACAGCACGGAGGAAUAUCCGCGCGGACUAUCGGGCACGCUUGGGGUGCGUAGAGGCAGAAAACCCGCGUUCGAGACGUCCACCCCCAAGAUGUAUGAAUUGGCGUCUUCCGCGUCAGCAUCUUCGCUCAAGCGACAGAACGACGCGAUACAGCUGCCGUCAACCGCAUCUCCCGGCAGCCCGUCAAGGAAGCGCGCCAAGCCAAAUCCACCACCGGAAUCCCAACCCAUCGCACAGCCAUCUGCGCAGACCCACAGAGCUGCUCAAGCUACCGACUCUCCGAUGACCGAAUCUUCUCCAACUGGUCCUUCGCUCGCCGAGGUUCAGGACCUCCCGGCCUCGGUCGUCGUCCAAGAUAAACCCGCUGUGCUUGGCGAGAAGGACCUGCCUCCCACCUCGGCUCUGACGAUCUCAAAUGGGGUUCGCAAGUUUGUGCUGCGGGUCGGAGGUGCUGUGUCCGUGCGGCCAUCAAAUUCGGAACCGCCUUCGACGCCCGUUGCUCCUCCGAGCUCAGGAACGCCAUCAAUUUCUAGGCCUCCGAGUCAGGCGUCUACGUCUGCUGCAACCAACGGCCUCGUCAAACCGGUUAAGAGUGCACUGGUCGCAAUUGCGGCCGCCCCAGCUGCGACGGUCGCAGUCUCGGCUUCCACUUCGGCUCCAGCCUCGGGAGGGUCAUCGAUCUCUAGACCGCCCAGUCAGGUGUCUACGAGCAUCCCAAGCAAGGCUACCGCUCACCCGACAAAGGCUGCAGUCGUCGCACCCGUCGUCGCGCCAACUGCGUCGGUCGCAAUUCCGACUGUCAUUUCCCCUUCGAUUUCGGGACCUGCAUCGAUCUCGAGACCGCCGACCCAAUCGUCUGCGUCCACCUCAACCAACGGUACCGCUCAGCCGACGAAGACCGCAGCAGUCGCACCUGCCGUCGCGUCAACGGCACCCGUUGUGUCUACCCCUGCCGCGGUCUCGACGUCGUCGCUGGCCGUGCCCCUGGAUGCGUCUACCUCAGCCACGGCAGCGGUUCUGGCGGCGACUAGCCAGCAGGCCAAUGUGAUGACCCCGGCUGUGGCUGUCGAUCUUGCUGCUAGCUCCGCCCCUGCGGCGGCAGCGUCCUCUUCGAGCGUCGCGGCAACGGGGCUUGCGUCGCUCAACCCGGGUGAUUUGCGCGUCAUCACCGAGAUCCUGCGCAUCUUCAGCCAAACCAACCAAAGAGCCAUGCAAGAUGCGAUCGCACGGGUAGAGGCUAAGUUGGAUGCGCAAGCCGCGCAGGUGGACGAGAACCGCAAGGCGAUGGCGCGGCUAGAAGCUCUGCUGGUGGCCCAGGAGGAGCGGCAGGAGGAGCGGUAUCGGGUGGCUCUUGCCGAGACCGAGGCCAGGGUACUCGUCACAGUGACGGCGCAGCAGGAGGCGGCUGGCAAGGCGCUUAGGGAGCAGCUCGCUGCACAGAGCCAGGAUCUGCGCCAGGAUCUGCGUCAGAGUCGGGAGCGCAUUGACUCACUGCACGACGCCUUGAACGUGUUGAUGGCCGACAUUGACCGCGGCGCACGUGCCCAACUGGAGCAAGAGAUUGCCGCCGAGUCCUCGGCCGCGACCGCCGGGGUGCAUGCCUCGCACCCCACCUUUACACUGACGAGUAUGGCCCGCACACAAGGGGACUGA
Moesziomyces antarcticus is the source of this 4728-nucleotide messenger RNA. RefSeq lists its product as uncharacterized. The record is from RefSeq and is a predicted model, not a curated record. Lineage: Eukaryota; Fungi; Basidiomycota; Ustilaginomycetes; Ustilaginales; Ustilaginaceae. The coding region runs from base 1 to 4728 and encodes 1575 amino acids. The transcript has a single exon.